Messenger RNA from Diaporthe amygdali, 3156 nucleotides. RefSeq lists its product as uncharacterized. NCBI's taxonomy places the organism in Eukaryota, Fungi, Ascomycota, Sordariomycetes, Diaporthales, Diaporthaceae. The record is from RefSeq and is a predicted model, not a curated record. Gene Ontology annotation, cellular component: condensin complex; condensed chromosome. The transcript has 2 exons. The coding region runs from base 1 to 3156 and encodes 1051 amino acids. Gene Ontology annotation, biological process: mitotic chromosome condensation.
AUGCCACCUCGGACAUCAACACGGUCGGCGCGCGCGUCGACGAGGAGCUCGGCCGCGAACUCGAACGCACGCGCGUCCACCGCUGCAUCGCGUGCAUCCUCGGCCGCUUUCGAUGUCCCAGAGGAAACACCAGACAAUGAACUCCGAACGCAGGUAGCUGCAGUUUUUCGCGAGGCUCAGAGAAAUACCGCGACGCACAGGAAAUCGGCCGUCACGCUACGCAAGCUGCAGGAGGCAUGCUGCUACGAACCCACCAGUGCCAAGAAGGCUACGGCAGGCGACUUCGAUGAAGAUGACUUCAACACCGAAUUUAUUCGAUGUGUUCUGCGCGUCAUGCCCGUCAGGAAGAGCGAGGCCGUCGGCGAGAGGACAAUCCGAUUUGUUGGCGUGUUUAUGCGGCACUCCAUAGACAAGGAUAACGAGCUCGCGGGAAAUGUCGACGAAGACGCCAGCACAAUGCCUGAGACGCCGAGUACGAGGCUUACUUCGCGCCUUAUGGACGCUAUCCUACCUUUGAUGAUGGCCAAGGACAAGUUUGUCAGAUAUAGGUCGACGCAGCUCAUCGCCCACAUUGUGAACUCCCUCGAUGCCAUCGAUGACGAUCUUUUCCAGAAACUCCGCUAUGGUCUACUCAAGAGAAUUCGCGACAAGGAGGCCAUGAUCCGCGCCCAGGCGGUCCUCGGUCUCGGCCGCUUAGCAGGGAACCAGAUCGAGGCUGAGGCCAACUCCGACAGCGAUGGAGAUGAAGCGAGUGGCUUGCUGGAGAAACUCCUCGAGGUGCUCCAGAAUGACCCAAGCGCAGAUGUCCGAAGGUCCCUGCUUGUCAACCUACCGAUAUUGCCGAAUACGUUGCCAUUUUUGCUGGAAAGGGCUCGAGACCAAGAUGCCAUGACCCGGCGUGCCGUAUACUCCCGUCUCCUACCAGCCCUUGGGGACUUCAGGCAUCUGUCACUUUCCAUGCGAGAAAAGCUCUUGCGCUGGGGUCUGAGGGAUCGCGACGAGACUGUCCGCAAGGCGGCAGGCAAGCUCUUCCGUGAGCGGUGGAUCGAGGACUGUGCGGGCGCGCCGCCUUUGAACGACGAUGGACAGCCUACUGAGCUGCCUGCGCCAAGUUUCGAUGGUCUGCUCGAGCUUCUUGAGCGUAUCGACGUAGUCAACUCCGGUGUCGAGAACGGAGUUGGCCUGGAGGCUAUGAGGGGGUUCUGGGAAGGACGACCAGAUUACAGGGAGGGUGUGACAUUUGACGACAACUUCUGGAAUACACUUUCUGCCGAGUCUGUAUUCAUGGCCCGGAGCUUCAACGAGUUCUGCAGAAAUGAGGGCAACGGCAAAUACGAAGAGUUGGUGGAAGAGAAACUACCUGAGGUCACCAAAUUGGGAUUUUAUCUCGAGCGAUACGUCAAGGUCCUUACGGAUGCAUUGAAGAGGAUAGAGCAGAGAGAGGAACCCGAGGAAGAAGACGAGGAGGAGGACACCGUGGAGCAGGAGUUUAUUGUGGAGCAACUCCUGCACAUCGCACUGACUCUUGACUAUUCCGACGAAGUUGGCCGCAGAAAGAUGUUCUCAUUGCUCAGACAAACACUAUCCAUCCCUGAGCUUCCGGACGAGGUUACGAAACUCACCGUCAACGUGCUGCGGGACAUUUGCGCGCCUGACAAUGCAGGCGAGCGUGAGUUCUGCAGUGUCGUUCUUGAAGCCGUGGCAGACGUGCACGAUACGAUCUUGGACGAGCCCAACGAUAAUGAGAGCUUCCAUUCUGCCCAGUCCGAGGUUGACGACGAGGAAGAAUCUGCUAAGAGCGGAAAGCAUGACAAAGACAGCGAGGUAACAGAAGAGGAGGCUCACGCCAAGGCGGUCAAGGAAAUCGUCAUCAACAUGAAGUGUCUUCAUAUCGUGCAGUGCAUGCUGACCAACGUCGCCGGUAGCCUGCAGGAGAACGACCACUUGGUAUCCAUGCUCAACAAUCUGGUAGUCCCGGCUGUUCGCAGUCACGAAGCGCCUGUGCGCGAGCGUGGUCUUUUAUGUUUAGGUCUCUGCUCCCUACUGGAUAGGUCACUGGCCGAGGAGAACCUGACGCUCUUCAUACACUUCUUCAGCAAGGGCCACACCGCCCUCCAGAUCACAGCAUUGCACAUCCUUACGGACAUCCUCAACGUCCAUGGUGCUCAGCUCUUGUCUAACAACCCGAAUCUCUUGAAGGUCUAUAUCAAGGCUCUGAGGUCAGGCGCAAAAUCGCCCGAAGUGCAGGCCGUUGCAACCAUUGCAGCAUCGAAGCUUUUGCUCGGCCGUGUCGUUACGGACAGCGACGCCUCCGCUGAAUUACUCAAGACACUCGUCAUUGCCUAUUUCGAACCAGCAAGCUCGCAAAAUCAGAGCGUGCGACAGGCCCUCAACUACUUUCUGCCGGUCUUCUGUUACUCGCGCCCGGAGAACCAGGAUCUAAUGCGAUCAGUGGCACUAGAUGCCUUGCAUGCGCUGUACAAUGUCAGGGAGGGUCUAGAGGACGAUGACGCGGACGUUGACGACGAGAUGGUCAGUCUCUCAACCAUUGGUGCUUGCUUGGUGGAUUGGACGGAUCCACGAAAAUGUUUCUCCCCUGAUCUGGGUGCCGAUGCGGAGAAGAAGACAAAUGUCAACGGCGACAUUCAUCUUGAGUUUGCGAGGAAUGUGCUGGAAAGAUUGGACUCAAACUGCAGCAAGGAAGAAAAGAAAGUUGUUGCCGCCCUGCUCGGCAAGCUGUAUAUCUCGCCCGCCUCCACCGAGGAGAAGCUGCGCGAACUCUACGCCGAGGUCUCUGACGCUGUGGAGACCAACCUCAUCUCAGAUACUACAGGCCGCAAUGCCUUGUACAAGAUCCACGUUAGUCUCGGCAAAAUUGUCAACAGCCUCGAUCAGCAGAAGGAGGCGGGCUUCCGAAGGUCCACUCUCAGUCGUAGUGUGUCACUGGCACCGGAGGCGGCGGCUGAGGACCGGACGAUGGUUGGGCAAGAACCACGGAUCAAGGAGGAGGAUGAGGAGGACAAUGAGUCAAGACUGGAGGCCGAUGAUAGCAACGACACGGUCAAACCAAAGUCUGAGGACGUCACGGAAGCUGGCGACGGAGACUCAUUAGUGAGCGAGCUGCUGGACGAUGACGGUGAUACUAUCAUGAGCUGA